Messenger RNA from Sporisorium graminicola, 3810 nucleotides. RefSeq lists its product as uncharacterized. Gene Ontology annotation, molecular function: tRNA-specific adenosine deaminase activity. Bases 1 to 3810 code for a protein of 1269 amino acids. NCBI's taxonomy places the organism in Eukaryota, Fungi, Basidiomycota, Ustilaginomycetes, Ustilaginales, Ustilaginaceae. The transcript has a single exon. Gene Ontology annotation, biological process: tRNA wobble adenosine to inosine editing. The record is from RefSeq and is a predicted model, not a curated record.
AUGGCACCAUCUGCGGUAGUGAGCCCUUCUCUCGACGCUGACUCGUCCUUACUUGGCAAUGACGCGUCAAAGCUCAAGACCAAGGCGGCAGGAGUCGAAGCGACCUCCACAAAGCUGCGCGAUGCUCCCGUGGUCGACUUGUACUCGGGCAGCGCCGGUAGCCUCAGCAGCAGCUCAAGCGACGAUCAGCUACGACGCGAAAUCAUCGCAGGUCUGCAGUCCCGUCAACUCGUCGUUCCGGGCCGGAAAAAUGAUGCCAACGAUCUCAAGUUUGCCUAUCGCAAGACGUUACCAACAACCAUCCUCUAUGACGAACAAGGUCUUAUUCUCUACGACAAGCUGACGACUGCCCCCGAAUACUACCUCUACAACGCCGAAUUGCAAAUCCUCAAGGAUCACGGUCCAGAAAUUGCCCUCAGAAUCUUUGGUCAUUCCACCGCCACAGUCGAGAACUUGUCGGGCGCCUCCGUUGCUCAUCGGGACGGUCCUUAUCGCGAACAGCAAGAGGCACGAAAGGACGAUACCCUGCCACCACAGCGAGACGCUACCGCCUCUGCAAAGCAGAGAUGGGGUGACAGCGUUGUGGGCAGAUUCAACGGGGGCGUCAAUGCCGAGGAGGGUCUCGACGGCGACCGAGCUGUCGGAGCAGGAUCUCUUGUUGAGCUGGGUGCCGGCUCGCUCAAGAAGACGAUCCACCUCCUCCGUGCGCUCAAGCACCUGCCGUCGCUUUCCGAAGGUGCGCCGAGCGUCCAAUACUACGCGCUCGACCUUGACAAGGCCGAGUUGGAACGCACCUUGCGCGAUCUGCGAGCGCAAGAAGCCACGACCAGCGACGACUCGUGGACGAUCCACGGGGGUAAAGUAGGCAUCAACGGCCUAUGGGCAACAUACGACGCUGGUCUCGACUUUAUUGGCAAAGGUGGUCUUCAAGAUGCUUCGAUCGCGGCAGGCGCACAAGUCGAAGGUCAAAGAUGUCUCAUGUGGCUGGGUUCCAGCAUUGGCAACUUUGAUCGAAAGUCCGCCGCCGAGUUCCUCUCCAAGACCGCUCGCGAAAGCAUGCGUGCAGGCGAUACGAUGCUCAUCUCGAUCGAUCGCCGCAACAAGCCGGCAGAUGUGGCGCUCGCUUACAACGACACUGCCGGCCUCACGCGCGACUUUAUCAUGAACGGUCUCGACCAUGCAGAUCGAGUUCUCGGUGGCAACGCAAUCGACAGCAGCAAGUUCGAGUACUUUGACCGCUACAAUGCGCGGGAAGGUCGCCACGAGUCUUACUAUCGCGCAAAGGAGCCACACACCAUACGCAUUGCAGGCUUGGCCGAGCCGAUCUCAAUCCAGGAGGGCGAGCUCAUCCACAUGGAAUCCAGCUACAAGUUUGGAGAGCGUGAGACACUUAAUCUCUUCGACUACGCCGGCCUCCGAGUCGUUCAACGUUGGAGCGACAAAUCCGACCGCUACGAUAUCUGGCUGGUCGAAAAACCUUUCUUUCACUUUUCUAACUCGGCGGCCGAUGCUGCACUCUCUGAAGUGAAGCAGACAGAGGUCAAAUCAGCGUACCAGGAUGAGGCUCCGACCAAGGUCGACAAUGGUUGGGCAGGCAGUGAUUUGGACGAGCUGGCUCAGAAAGCAUCACUGCUGGGCUUACCCAGUCUGCACGACUGGAGGACGCACUGGGAUGCUUGGAACUGCGUCACAUUGACCAUGAUCCCUCAGGACAAACUACACGAGAAACCGAUCGAUCUGCGUCACAUCUGCUUGUUCUAUCUCGGCCACAUUCCGGCGUUCCUCGACAUCCACGUAUCGACGUAUCUCAAGCAGCCGCACCUCAACGAUCGCUUCUCUGCCAUCUUCGAGCGCGGCAUUGACCCGCACAUGGACGACAUUACGCAGUGCAAUCCACACAGCGAAGUGCCCACCAACGAGGAAGACUGGCCCACGCUUGACGAGAUUAUCGUCUACCAACAAGGCGUUCGGCGACGCGUGGAGCAGAUCUACGAGGACGUUGCUCGUGGUGAUUUGACCAUGAACCGGAGGCUGGCACGAAUGCUGUGGAUGACGCUCGAGCACAUCAGCCUUCAUCUUGAGACGCUGCUCUACAUGCUGAUCCAGUCUCAGAACACCAGGCCCCCUGCCGGCUUCAUGGCUCCCGAUUGGGCGUCGCUGUCGAAGCGAUGGCAAGCAGAGUACGAGAAGCGUGGCGGCAAGUUGACUUUGGAACAGCGCUUCCACUUUGAAGCCUCGUCUGUGGAGCUCGGACACGACGAUGACGAGUCCCAGGACUUCAACUUUGUUGCGAAUCGUCCAACCAGCAACACUCGAGAUCUCAACAUGCAGCUUGGACAGCCCGAAUUCGGUUGGGACAAUGAGCAUCCUCGACGUAGGGUGGACACAAAGGCGUUCUCAAUUUCGGCGCUGCCCAUCUCAAAUGCCCAAUACCUCGAUUUCCUGAAGGCUACCAACAGCGCCGAUGCACCUUCUUCAUGGGUCAAGAGCGGAGGCGGCGAAAGCUACUCGGUGCGCACCUUCUAUGGACCUGUAGACAUGGCCGUGGCAUGUCAUUGGCCCGUCCAAGCUUCGGGAAAGCAGCUUCAAGCGUAUGCGACCUGGAAGGGCGGUCGGCUGCCAACCCACGCCGAGCUUCGCAAACUCAUGGACGCGCCGCCCGAAGCGCUAGUGCUGGACCUCACGGUGCCUCCUUUCAAUCGAGACUCUGCCAAGGCGGCAGAGCCUGCGGCGAACGAUAUUGAUCCUCCAGGCAAGCAAGCGCCACCCGUUCGAGGCUCUGCUGUUCGAUAUGUCCCGCGCGAAGAGCAGUCGGAGGAGGAUCUCAAGUGGAUGCAUGAGGCACUCGCCAUGGCGCAGGAAGCGCUCGAUGCCAAUGAGGUCCCAGUCGGCGGUGUGUUUGUGCGCAAGGGCCAAGUGAUAGCUCGAGGUCGCAACCGCACCAAUGAGCUCCUCAAUGCGACCCGACACGCAGAGUUGGAAGCGAUCGAUCACAUUCUGUCCAUCAUGCCGCCUUCUGCGUCUGAUUUCGCGAUUGCACCUCAUUCCGGUCCUGAAGGAGACAAUCCUUUCAAAGACACGACGCUCUACGUCACCAUUGAGCCUUGCAUCAUGUGCGGAGCAGCGCUGAGGCAGAUUGGCAUCGGACGCGUCGUCUUUGGUGCGGGCAACGAGCGCUUUGGAGGCAAUGGCAGCGUGCUAGGCCUGCACGACGACGACGCGAUUGUGAGCUCGCCAGGCUACGAGUCGGUGGGUGGCUAUCUCCGCGACGAGGCGAUCAUGAUGCUGCGUCGCUUCUACAUCACCGAAAACACCAGCGCACCCAAGCCGCAGAACAAGUCGCGGCGCGUACUCAAGACCGAGAUCCACCCGCCAGGGAUCUCGAUGCAUGGACCUGGCGCCACCUCCACUGCCGCCGAAAGCGAGCCAGCUGCCGUUAGUUCGAGUCGCAGAAGCUCGCAGAACCCUACUCAGGGCCAGGCGGCACCCUCUGCCAAUGUGGGAUUCCGAAACUGGCACCCGGUCCCCGCCAGCUUGCCUCGAUACGAUUCGGAUGGCACAUUGCUACCUGGCCACAAUGGUGGUGUCUGGGAGUGGACGAGCACGCUCUUUAGCGACUACGACGGGUUCCGCAACUCGGCGCUAUAUCCUGGCUACAGCUCAGACUUUUUUGAUGGCAAGCACAGCGUGGUGAUCGGAGGCAGCUAUGCAACUGCUCCAUCUAUUGCGGGACGACGGACAUUUGUCAACUACUACCAGACGGCGUACCCUUACAUCUUUGGAGGAGGCCGUGUAGCAUGGGACAAAUAG